Molecule: messenger RNA, 2807 nt
Organism: Anolis sagrei ordinatus
Lineage: Eukaryota; Metazoa; Chordata; Lepidosauria; Squamata; Anolidae
Product: squalene synthase-like
Biological process (GO): farnesyl diphosphate metabolic process; cholesterol biosynthetic process
Cellular component (GO): endoplasmic reticulum membrane
Molecular function (GO): squalene synthase [NAD(P)H] activity
Source: RefSeq, a predicted model, not a curated record
UGACUCCAUGGAACUGUUGAAAGAAUGGCUGGGUCACCCCAAGGAACUCUACAAUUUGGUGUGGUUCAAGAUGGGAGGUUACAAGACCGUGAUGCCCAAGAUGGACCAGGACGCGCUGAGUGAAAGUCUCUGCUAUAAAUACCUGAACCAGACUGGGCGAAGCGCUGCCCUAGUAAUCCAGAUGCUCGACAGGGAAGUGCGACAUGCAGUUUGCAUCUUCUACUUGGUUCUCCGGGCACUAGACACAGUGGAGGAUGACAUGACYAUUAGCUUGGAGACCAAGAUUCCCAUUUUACACAAGUUCUAUUCUUACCUGUAUCAGCCUGACUGGAGAUUCAUGGGCAGCAAUGACAAGGACAAGCAAAUACUGGAGGAUUUCCCAACGAUCUCCUUGGAGUUCCGGAAGCUGGAGAAGGUCUAUCAGGAUGUAUUUGCUGACAUUUGCCCCAAAGUGGGUCUUGGAUUGGCCGAGUUCUUGGAGAGAAAGGUGGAAUCUAUGAAAGACUGGGACACAUACUGCUACUAUGGCACCGCCCUGGCAUUCGUUGGCCUCUCCCGAAUCUUCUCUGCAUCUAAACUGGAAGACCCUGUCAUUGGUCAGGACGUGGAGCUCGUGCUUUCCUUGGGGCUUUUCCUGCAGAAAACCAACAUUAUCCGGGAUUACUGUGAAGACCAGCUUGUGGGCAGAGAAUUUUGGCCCGAAGAGGUGUGGAGCAAAUAUGUAAAGAAGUUAUCAGAUCUAUCCAAGCCUGACAACAUCGACAAGGCUGUCCAGUGUAUGAACGAGCUGAUCAUCAAUGCCCUGCAUCACGUCCCCAACAUCUUGACAUUCUUGUCCCGAGUGAAAAACCAGAGUAUAUUCAACUUCUAUGCCAUCGCCCAGGUAAUGGCCAUUGCCACUUUGGCAGUCUGCUACAACAACCCACAAGUCUUCCGAGGGGUUGUGAAGAUCAGGAAGGGGAAAACCAUCACACUGAUGAUGGAUGCCACCAACAUCCAGGCCGUCAAGGCUAUGAUGUAUGAGUAUUUGGAAGAGAUCUACCACAAGAUCCCCAGCAUGGACCCUUCCUCCAUCAGAACCCAACAAAUUGUCAACUCUGUCCACUCCAUGAGCUUGCCUGGGGAGACGUUGGUGUCCUGAACCCAUUUCUCUUCCAUCUACUUGUCCUGUAUGAUGCUUUCAGCAGCUGUGGCCUAGCAGGAGAUGAGCACAGUAUUGAAGGUGGCUGACAAAUGCAUACGCACUGACAACUACUGAGAACAACACAAUGAAUAUCUUUUCAGACCAUUGAAUGAGACAGGCCCCGACACAUAAUAUACACCGUUAGAUCCCAUGAGAUCCCAGGAGACUUACUGUUCAACUCUGCUACCCUUCAAUAGCCAAAAUGGUCCUUAGGAACAUUGCAGAGGAAAAGGAAAUGAAUCCCAUGAAUCCAGUUUGGCGAUUCAAUGAAAGAGAACUUGCUCAUAAAAUUGGAUAAGAGGGAAAUAUAUAACCUAAAUAUUUAGGGGACUUGUUUACACCAUCCAGAAAACCCAAAGCUGCUCAUGACUUUCUUCAUAAUGACCAGAUACUUCUCACCUUUAACAUGGAGUAAAGUGAAUUGAACCAGUUGUACACUCCACUGGGGAACGUUGGGGGAGAUGUCCAUUCAAGGUGGCACCAUCCAGAUGUCCAUCCAGAUGUCCAUACAAAGUGGCACCAUCUAGCCUCCUUUUCCCUAAACUCAUCAUGUAAGGGAAAAUGAGACAUAUUGGUCCCACUAUACUGGAUGACCAAAACUUUGGAGAGAUCCCAAUCAUUGUGGAUGCCCAUCUUGGCUUGCCUUUCUCUCUCCCUAGUCAUCUGGGUGCCUUUGCUGGUGUCAUCCCAAAGUGCAUGUGAUGGUUAAGAGCUGUCCUGGAGCUUCACGGCCAUUCAUCAGCAAUUAUAGCAACAGAAAAGAUAAGGUGAUGGUCCAAUAGGGCUGAACAGUUUCAAGCAGCUUAGCCGUGUAGAAUCUGGUUGUGUAGGUAAGUCCAUGGAGAGUUCAAUGAAUUGAAUAUGGGACGGGGUUAGAAAUGAAUGAUGUGGAGUCUUUGGUUUCUGAAGACCAUUGUGUCAUCUUGAAAUCAACAGAACACAAAAAGAAAGCUUCACUGGCCUCUUUUACCACUUUCUGUGUGGAAUGUGUUUGGUGCCCAGUAAUAGAGUAUGUCAGAUUGUCAUAAUAGUUGAAGGUUGGGCUAUGACUGUGGAGACCAGGGUUCAAAUAUUCAUUCAGCCAUAGAAACCCAUUCGAGAAAACUGCACUCUUUCAUUCUCAGAGGAAAGCCAAGGUAACCCCAUCCCCUCUGAACAAAUCCUGCCAGGAAAACCCUCUGAUAGGUUCACCUAAAGAUUGCCAUUGGUCAGAAAUAUAACUUGAAAGCGUACAACAAUGAAUAUUCCAGGAUCUCAGGGGAGUGUACAAUAAAAUCAAUUUAAGACCAUAACACACAACAGCAAAGAGUAUUCAAAAAGGGUGGUCAUUCCACAGAUAUAUAAACCUAUUUUCUUAGUUUCAACAGACCUCAUUACCUCUGAGGAUGCUUGCCAUAGAUGCAGGCGAAACAUCAGGAGAGAAUGCCUCUAGAACAUGGCCAUAUAGCCCGAAAAAACCUACAACAACCUAGUAUUCAAAUAUGAGGGGUAUUUUUUAAGUAAGGUCCAUUGGAACAUAAGUACACAACGAAAGUUUAUUUCAAAAAAGUAAAUUUAUUUUCAGAAAGUACAUACUUCACUCUAUUUUUCGGUAUAGUUGCCAAGUUUGUUCAAACACUUAUCA